AUGGCAAGGAGAAAGGCAAAUCUGCGCACACGUCCCAAGAGUGUUACAUUACAAAGCGGCGGGUCACAAGAUGCGGAUGAAGUGGGGGACCAAGACAUGCAUGACGCUUCUACACAAGUUUCUACACAAGUUUCUACACAAGGAUCAGAUGUGCAACCAGCUAAACGUGUCACUCGCGGGCCAAACAAGUACUUGGAAAUUUGGGAUCUUCCUGAUGAUCAAGAAAUUGAGUUGCCACUAAAUAGCAUGUAUCAGCCGGUUGAUGAGGGGGCAAGGACUUUCACUGGUUUCUUGGGUACGAUUGCACGGAAACCCCACAUGUGCCCGAUUAAAUACCUUGACUGGAAGGUCAUGCCAGAAGAACUUAAAGAAGAGUGUUGGCGUCUUGUAAAGCGAAAAUACCAAGUCCCUGAUAAUCCUAAGGCAUAUGAGGGUUUGAAGAAAUUUACUUUACAAAAAAUUGGGAAGGCGUGGAGAGAUCAUAAGUGUAGGCUAAAGGCUAAGUAUUAUAUACCGCAUUCAAGAAACAAAGCACGGGUGAAGAGCAACGGACCUAGGAAAUGCAUACCAGAAGAUUGGAAUAUACUUGUUGAUCAUUGGUAUUCUGAUGAUGCAGUGAUAGAGUCAGAUAAGAAUAAGGACCGUCGUUCUAAACAGGAUGACAUACAUACUGGUGGUUCAUGUGGCUAUGCUAUGCACGCUGCAAAAAAGGCAAAAACGGAUGGACAUCCUGUAGAGCGUGCAGUAUUAUUUCAAAUUCUACAUACUCGUAAAGAUGGAUCUGCAGUUAAUCCUGCAAUGAAAGAAAAAAUGGACAAAAUGAGGGAAUUGUUGGCUGACCCUGAGAAUCAAUUGCAGUCAUCUGACACAAGUGGUAGUAUUGCAUGGUCAAGAGAUGAUGUGUUUGCCAAAGUGAUGGGUAAGGAGCACAAAGGUCGCAUUCGUGGGGUAGGAUUUGGUCCAACCCCAAGUGGUCAAAGUAGCAAGACUGCUCUCACGGACAGUGAAAUACGAUUAAGUCAAGCAAGGGACGACGAAGUUGCACAAUUGAAGGCUUCCUUGGCUACUAUGGAGGAGAAACUAGCAGGUUUUGACGAAAUGAAGGAAAAAGUUAGUCAAUUCGAAGAAAUGGAGCAAAGAAUGGAGGAAAGAAUGGAGCAAAGAAUGGAGCAAAGAAUGGCUCGCCUGCUUCAACAGAUGCAACAAACUACACAAUGCAAUCAGGAUCUUUCUCCGGUCGAACAAUCUCCACCUCUCCCCAGAUCAUCAGCUGCAUCUCAUCAACCAAGAAGCUUAUAAGUUUUAUCUUGGAGUUCUUGGACUUUUUUGUGUACGAAGAACUAUGGAAGAACAACCGCAUUUUUUGCAAGUGUUGAAAGAUAAUUUUAAACACUUUGAAAUUUUGAUUAUAGUAUUAGAUUAAUUUCAGCGGUUGUUUUAUUCAAAUCACCACAUCUUUUUUUUGUUAAUUUGAAGAUGGUGGUUAUAGAUAAUGCUAUGUAUUUGAUAAUACAUUUCUAUGUUAAUAUUACGUUAGUUUCAAGACA
Molecule: messenger RNA, 1547 nt
Organism: Quercus robur (English oak)
Lineage: Eukaryota; Viridiplantae; Streptophyta; Magnoliopsida; Fagales; Fagaceae
Exons: 7
Coding region: 1-1299 (432 amino acids)
Source: RefSeq, a predicted model, not a curated record